Meloidogyne enterolobii is the source of this 1393-nucleotide messenger RNA. Lineage: Eukaryota; Metazoa; Nematoda; Chromadorea; Rhabditida; Meloidogynidae. The record is from the annotation of a GenBank genome assembly.
AAAAUGACUGACGUUGAAAAAAUUAAUUUGGACAAUAUUAUAGCUCGGCUGCUUGAAGUGAGAGGUUCAAAACCAGGAAAGAAUGUUCAAUUAACAGAAAAUGAGAUUAAAGGGCUUUGCGUAAAAUCAAGAGAAAUAUUUCUCAGUCAACCCGUUCUUCUCGAACUUGAAGCUCCGCUAAAAAUUUGUGGGGACGUUCACGGACAGUAUUAUGACCUCUUGCGACUUUUUGAAUAUGGAGGGUUUCCACCAGAGUCAAAUUAUCUAUUUCUUGGUGAUUAUGUUGACAGAGGAAAACAAUCUCUUGAAACAAUUUGUCUUUUGUUGGCCUACAAAAUUAAAUAUCCAGAGAAUUUUUUUCUUUUACGUGGCAAUCAUGAAUGUGCUUCAAUUAAUCGAAUUUAUGGAUUUUAUGACGAAUGUAAACGCCGUUAUAAUAUUAAACUUUGGAAGACUUUUACGGAUUGUUUUAACUGCCUACCCGUUGCUGCAAUAAUUGAUGAAAAAAUAUUUUGUUGUCAUGGUGGACUUUCUCCAGAUCUUCAAUCAAUGGAACAAAUACGCCGGUUAUGUCGACCAACAGAUGUGCCAGAUCAAGGCUUGUUGUGUGACCUUCUUUGGUCUGAUCCAGAUAAGGAUGUUAGCGGUUGGGGAGAAAAUGAUCGUGGAGUUAGUUUUACUUUUGGCCCCGAAGUUGUUUCUAAAUUUUUGCACAAACAUGAUCUUGAUCUCAUAUGUCGUGCACAUCAGGUUGUUGAAGACGGCUAUGAAUUUUUUGCAAAGCGCCAAUUAGUGACUCUAUUUUCUGCCCCAAAUUAUUGUGGUGAAUUUGACAAUGCUGGAUCUAUGAUGACUGUCGAUGAGACCUUGAUGUGCUCUUUCCAAAUACUUAAACCAUCAGACAAGAAGUCUAAAUUCCCUUAUACUGGUGUAGGUCAAAAUCGACCAGUUACUCCACCUCGGGCAGCGCCAGCUGAACAAAAUAAAAAGACUAAAAAGUGAUUUUUUAAUAAAAAAAAAGUUUAAUUUUUGUGUGUUGUAGGUGUUUUUUUUGUUUAGAGUUCGUGGCUUUCUUCUUAAUAUGGGCUGGUUGAGUUUUCAAGGGUUUUUUUUUGUUAAAGCCUGAUCGAGGCGGCAGAUUUUCAGGAGUUAAAACUACUAGGGUCGGAACUUGAACCCGAACUUUUCGACCCUGACUACAGACACCGAAUUUUUUAACUCCGAACUUUCCGGUUUUUAAAAAAUUAUGUCUGCAAGUUUUUUUGCGGGCAAGAAGAAACUUGCGGACUAAACCUUGUGGGUAUUUUUGCUUAAAUGGUUCGAACUUGUGUCGAAAAGUUCGACCUCGAACCGACUCCUCAAACCGGUUAGAGCUCUCUCGUGCCCUGUUGUC